Messenger RNA from Sitophilus oryzae (rice weevil), 2230 nucleotides. It is a transcript of the gene Arf51F, whose product is annotated as ADP-ribosylation factor 6. The record is from RefSeq and is a predicted model, not a curated record. Bases 181 to 708 code for a protein of 175 amino acids. The transcript is spliced from 2 exons. Lineage: Eukaryota; Metazoa; Arthropoda; Insecta; Coleoptera; Curculionidae. Gene Ontology annotation, cellular component: cytoplasm. Gene Ontology annotation, biological process: vesicle-mediated transport; intracellular protein transport. Gene Ontology annotation, molecular function: GTP binding; GTPase activity.
UUUGACAGUAACCGAAACCCUGUCAAAGUGCCAACGAUCUUCGCGCAGCCUCAUUAUCGGCAAAUUUGACAAUAUGGAGCUCAAGUUUGUAGAGAAGUGCAGAUAAAUGUAGAUGAAUUACCAAGUUCUGUAAAUAUAUUCAAUGAUUAGUGAUAGGUGUAUCAGUGGAAUUCUUUCAAAAUGGGAAAGCUGCUGUCAAAAAUUUUUGGCAAUAAAGAGAUGAGAAUAUUAAUGCUAGGAUUGGAUGCGGCAGGAAAGACGACGAUUUUGUACAAAUUAAAAUUAGGGCAAUCAGUUACAACAAUUCCAACGGUAGGUUUUAAUGUGGAAACAGUGACCUAUAAAAAUGUAAAGUUUAAUGUGUGGGAUGUGGGUGGACAAGACAAAAUUCGGCCUCUAUGGCGUCAUUACUACACGGGCACGCAAGGUUUAAUAUUUGUUGUGGACUGUGCAGAUCGCGACCGAAUUGAUGAGGCCCGACAGGAACUUCAUAGGAUAAUAAAUGACCGCGAAAUGCGGGACGCAAUAAUACUCAUAUUUGCUAAUAAGCAAGACUUGCCAGAAGCAAUGAAACCUCACGAGAUUCAAGAGAAAUUAGGUUUAACUCGUAUCAGAGAUCGCAAUUGGUAUGUGCAGCCAGCAUGUGCGACAACAGGAGAUGGGCUAUUCGAAGGUCUCACUUGGUUAACAAGUAAUCACAAAUUAUAGCACUCUUGUCUGACACGUACUCAUAUUAAGUUUUGCAAUCGACACAGUUCUAAAGUUACUACGAACUGAGGUGAUGAUUUAGGAUGCAGGACUGAAACUUAACUGAAACAUUCCAGCUGCCUAAGUAUAUAUCUCAAUUGUAUAAAGACCAUACAUUCUUUUUGCCAUUGCCAUUGAUUAAAAUGGUUGUGACAUGGACCAGUGUUCUUAGUGAUUGCCUCCUAGUAACUAAUUUUUGUAAAUAAAUUAAUUUGAUAUAUAAAUAUUAUAUAUUAAUUUUUAUUGUUCUAUAUUGUAAAAUAUUGUUGCCACAUUAAAAUCCUAAAGUAAAUUUAAAUUUAUGUAAAACAUAUUAAAUAUUUUAUUUGAGUAUUAAAGGGGAGGUUUGAAUAAUCUCUUAUAAAAAUUCAAAUAGGACGUCUCCUUAGUUAAUUGGAAUAAAAGUUCUAAUUUUAAGAUACUUCAUGUUUUUCUUUCAUUUUUUUCCAUAAAGACUGAAUAAAGUUAAGGUUUCUUGGCCGUCUAACAGCCUGAGAAAACUUAAUGGUGCCAGUAUUAUAAACUUUUUGUGCCAAAAAUUUCCUAAUUAUGAAAGUUACAUGAACUAAGAAUUGUAACAGCAGGAUUAAGUAUUAAUAAAUUAACAAUAUGAUGUACAAGCAAUAAAAGCUUAAGGAAAUUUUUUGCACCAGUGUUGUGUUAAGAUGUUAUUCAUGAAAUAAGGUGUUAAUGGAGUCGUUUAAUUUCAUACUGAAAAGUUCAUUGUAUUAUUAUUUUGCAAAUAUCAAAUAUAACGUCCAUUGCCAUUUUUAGAUGAGACAGUUUUAAACUAUUUUAAUGUAAAAAUUAAGAGGCAUGAAUAAGUAUUUGUAGGUGUUUGUUUAUAUAUGUUACAAAACAAAUGUUAGUUUUUUGAAUCUUACACAUAGUUUGUUAAUGAAAUUGUGCACAAUGCUUUACUAGAGAAUUAAAACUGUGUGAAAGACUAUAGGAACUCCAAAAUUCUUCAUAUUAAAUGCUUUAACAAAUUUAAAUAUAUAUUUUCUAGCUGUGAAUUUUGGACUUUUUUCCCUUAUAAAUUGGAAUAGUUUCAAAUGUAAAAUAUGAAGUAUAUUAAAAAUAUUAUUUAAUUAUAGUGUAAAAAAUAUAUUAAAUUAUAAAUUAUGCAUUCCUAAUAUUAGUAAAAUUAUAUAAAAAAAGUUAAUGAAGUAAAUAUGAAGAUUUUUCUGUAAUAAAACUCUGCCAAUUUAAUUUAUUCUAUAAUGUAUAUUUUAUUUACAGUUUGUGUACAAAUGUCUCAUAGAGUAUAUGCUAGAUAUUGGUAAUUAUUCUAACAAUGUAAAUUUAGAGAUGGAAAGAAGUAUAAAAUAUGAGUCAAUUAAAAUUUUACUUAAAUGGGGCAUAUAUGUAAUAAAAAGGGUUUUUAUUAUAGUUAAUUUAUUCUAAAAUGUUACUUUAGCUUAAGACAACCCAUUUGGUAAGUUAUGUAUGUCAGCUACUAAAUAUACUGUCUAUAAAACAA